Messenger RNA from Stylophora pistillata, 3338 nucleotides. Its product is annotated as vacuolar protein sorting-associated protein 41 homolog. The record is from RefSeq and is a predicted model, not a curated record. Gene Ontology annotation, cellular component: HOPS complex; late endosome. Gene Ontology annotation, molecular function: protein binding. Lineage: Eukaryota; Metazoa; Cnidaria; Anthozoa; Scleractinia; Pocilloporidae. Gene Ontology annotation, biological process: cellular response to starvation; macroautophagy; protein targeting to vacuole.
UUGUCACAGGUUUUCGACAAAAUGGCGGACAAAACGGAGCGAAAUGACUUUGAACAGAGACUGAAAUCCGUCACUAACGACCCGGAAGCCGAAGAGGAUGAUGACGACGAAGAAGAUGACGAUGAUGAUGAAGAAGAGGAAGGCUCUGAGGAGGAUGAAGACGAAGUGGAACCCAAGUUAAAAUACGAGAGAAUCGGAAACGCUAUGAAUACAAUCCUGAAUGGAGAAGAGUGUGCAAGUUGUAUGGCAGUCCACACCAAGUUUCUUGCUCUUGGAACUCAUUAUGGAGUUGUUCAUAUACUGGACCACCAAGGAAACCCAAGUAGUAGUAAAAAGUAUCCAUCACACACUACAGCUAUCAAUCAAAUCAGCAUUGAUCAGAGUGGAGACUAUGUUGCCAGCUGUUCGGAUGAUGGAAGAGUUGUAAUAAAUGGCCUUUACAGCUCUGAAAACAAUGUCCAAGCCAGUUUUGACUCUCCUAUCAAGUCAGUAGCUUUGGAUCCUGAGUUCUCCAAGAAAAGAACUAAAAUGUAUGUCACAGGAGGAACAAAGUUGAUUUUGACAGAGAGAGGUUGGUUCAGAAACAAGUCUAGUAUCGUACAUGAAGGAGAAGGAAACAUCAGAACAAUAAAAUGGAGAGCAUGUCUAAUAGCUUGGGCUGAUGACACAGAGGUCAAGGUGUUUGACACGAAUUCUCACAGAGUAAUAACUCAUAUAAAGAGAGAAACUGGAAAUUAUAGACCUGAGUUAUAUCGGUGCUGUCUGUGUUGGAGAGAUGAUGUUACUCUUUUAAUUGGCUGGGCAGACAUGGUUCAGAUUUGUGUUGUGAAAGAAAGGCUGGUUCAAAGGUCAGAUCUCCCUCCACUGGUUGUGGAAAUAGUUGCAAGGUUCAAAACUGACUAUUACAUUUCUGGAAUUGCAUAUCUUAAAAAUGACUUAGUUAUUCUGUCCUACAUGACAAACAUAGAGGAAGGCACAAGAAAGAAGGGUGAACAGUUAGUUGCACACAGACCACAGCUAAGGAUUUUAACACCACAUGGCUGUAAUGAACCUGAGGAGAUUUCUGCAGAUGCUUUGUCAGUCAGAGGAUUUGAACAUUAUCGAUGUGAUGAUUAUCAUUUAGCAUUUCUGCAUGAUGAUUUGGACAGCCCUUCUUCUUUCUUUCAUGGUGAAAAUGUUGUGGAAGAGAACCUGUUUUAUAUUGUUAGCCCUAAAGAUCUUGUCCUGGCUAAGCCCAGAAAUAUUGAUGAUCACAUUAAAUGGCUCAUGGAUCAUGGAAAUUAUGAGGAAGCUCUGAGUGUAUCUGAAACAAACAGUAGAGAAGUCAAGAAACAUAAUCAUCAGGCUAUUGCCCCGUACAUUCCUACAGGUCCAGUGAAGCUGAGCUCAGCAAUUUAUGAAAUGGUUCUCUAUGACUUCCUCAAGAAAGAUGUCAAGAAAUUUCAGGCACUGAUUAAGGAAUGGCCAGUGGAUUUAUACAGCGUGCAACCCAUCAUCAAUGCUGUACAGGAUCAGCUGGAAAAGGAUCCAGAUAACCGCGUUCUUUUGGAAACUCUCGGAGAACUUUACACGAGGCAGAAGAGAUAUGAUAAAGGACUAGCCAUAUACCUAAAACUUGGACACAGCGAUGUGUUUAACUUGAUCCAUCAACACAACUUGUUUAGCUCCAUUCAGGACAAGAUUAUUAUGCUCAUGGAAUUUGACAAAGAGAAAGCCGUAAAGAUGUUGAUUGACAAUACAGACAAAGUUCCCGUUGAAGAGGUUGUGCGACAACUAAACAAGCGAUCAGAACUUCUUCAUGUGUAUCUUGACUCGCUAUUUGUGAAGGAUCCACAGGCCGGGAUGGAUUAUCACGAACUACAGAUUCCUCUUUAUGCAGAGCUUGAGCGUCCAAAAUUGCUUACUUUCCUGAGAAACAGCAAUUAUUACCCUUUGCAAAAGGCUCUAAACGAGUGUGAACAGAGGCGCUUGGUUCCGGAGAUGGUUUUUUUGCUCAGUCGCAUGGGAAACAACAAACAAGCUUUGCAGUUGAUAAUUCAGGAAGAAGAUGAUGUAGAAAAGGCAAUUGAAUUCGUCAAAGAGCAAGACGACGAGGAUUUGUGGGACGAUCUGAUCAAUUAUUCUCUUGACAAACCAGAGUUUAUCACAGGGCUCUUGCAAAAUAUUGGGACUUAUGUUGAUCCGAUCAAACUCAUACAGAGAAUUCCUGAAGGUAUGAAGAUUCCUGGUUUGAGAGAUUCAUUGGUGAAAAUUCUUCAAGACUUCAACUUGCAGAUCUCUCUUCGUGAAGGCUGCAAAAAGAUUCUUGUCAAAGACAGUGUGUCUUUGCUACAAAGGUUGAGCAAGGUUCAGCAAAGGGGAGUGUCAGUUGACGAUGAAACAAAGUGUCCCGUAUGUCAAGGAACAGUUAUUGCGGAAGAUACAAAACGAACUUCACACGUUGUGGUUUUUUUCUGUAAACAUGUUUAUCAUGAAGAUUGUUUACCAGCGCGUGACGUGGGUCCGUUUUGCCAGAUUUGCACAGCACAUAGUCAGGUGAAGAGACUACGGUCCCGCCAUGUGCAGAGGAAUGAAGCGAGACCUUGAUUGACUGAUCAUCCCCAAGAGAUUGAGAUUAGAUGACAAAUAACUUCAGAAAGUAAAUUGAGAAUCAGCCUGAUUGCGAAUGAUGCUAUAACUGGCAACCCCUCUCACUCGUUAAGAAAAUCCUUUAUUAAGAGACGGCAGAAGCUGCUGUCCCAGUCGUGUAGUCGUGCACCUCUCGAAGAAAGACAGAAUAGGACAUGAAACGAACCUAAUUAUUCAGAUUUUAUUUCUGAUAAUGUAGUACUCGCAGCAGAACCUUUAAAGAUACCUUGCGCAGGAAAUAUUCACGGGAAGUUUGCGCGAAAAAAAAUUGUUUUUGUUUUCUCACUAAGAUGCAAUUUUACUUGGUGUCAUGAAAUCAAAACCAAUGUAAUUGUAAAAGCCAAUCAGGGAGAAGACAAAGUAGACUGGAAGAAAACCAGUAAAUUCACGAAGCAAGAAACAACGCUCCUAUCACAGGAUCAAGUAAAGCAAGGCUAACAGGAUCUUCGAUUACUUUCGACAUCGAGUCGAACACUUGAUUUGUAAGUGCCUUAGUGACUAUUUUUGGGAAAAAAAUAUCGUUCUAAUAGGUUGAAAUGUAAGGUGUAAGGUGUAUUGCCAGCCAUUUACAGGGAGUGAUGCACCACCUCUUGCAGCACUUUGAUUUUUCUGCAUCUCAGGCGAGCAGUGAGGAGAUUACGAGAUGCAGAAUAUUCACCAACGAUUCGUCAAAUGAACAAUAAAAAUACAAUAGCCAAUUCAACAUUUAA